UAAAUUUGACAGCUGCUAACUUCGCGGUAUUGUUUCUUUAUGGUGUAACACAUAUGGCGACUUACUGAAGUCAUAAAUUGUGUAAAAUAUUGUGAAAAUAAAGUUAUCAAGAUGCAAUUGCACAUUCGUGGUCAAAGUCAACACAUUCUGGAAUGCGAAGGAACGGAAACUUUUUAUCAAAUAAAAGCAAAAUUGGCUGCAUUAGAAGAUUUACAGGCUACAGAAAUCCGUUUAUACUCACAAGGAACUCCUAUUUCUGAUGACAGUUUUGUACGAGAUUUUGAACAAGCAGAUAUUGAAUUGAAUGUUGGCCUGCUGGGUGGUAAAGUCCAUGGAUCUUUGGCUCGUGCAGGUAAAGUGAAAGGUCAAACUCCAAAGGUAGAGAAGCAAGAAAAGAAAAAGAAGAAGACUGGUCGUGCAAAGAGAAGAAUUCAGUACAAUCGAAGAUUUGUGAAUGUUGUAGCAACCUUUGGACGUCGUCGUGGACCAAAUUCUAAUUCAUCUUAAAUGUAAUAUUAGUUUGAAUAAAAUGUACUUUUAAAAUAC
Agrilus planipennis (emerald ash borer) is the source of this 546-nucleotide messenger RNA. RefSeq lists its product as uncharacterized. Gene Ontology annotation, molecular function: structural constituent of ribosome; protein binding. Bases 112 to 507 code for a protein of 131 amino acids. The record is from RefSeq and is a predicted model, not a curated record. The transcript has 4 exons. Lineage: Eukaryota; Metazoa; Arthropoda; Insecta; Coleoptera; Buprestidae. Gene Ontology annotation, biological process: translation. Gene Ontology annotation, cellular component: ribosome; cytosolic small ribosomal subunit.